Paramecium sonneborni is the source of this 400-nucleotide messenger RNA. The record is from the annotation of a GenBank genome assembly. NCBI's taxonomy places the organism in Eukaryota, Ciliophora, Oligohymenophorea, Peniculida, Parameciidae.
AUGUAUGGAACUAAUUAACAUAAAAAUGGGAAGUUCUUGGAAUAGAUAUCGAUUAGGCCUAUGUCUUAAAGGCUAAUAAUAUUUUUAGAAAUUAUAACCUUGGUGGACAUAAAUUGGAAAUCAGAUACCAAAACUUUUAUGAAGUGAGUGAAAAAAAAGAAGGAAAAUUUAAUGUAAUUGUAUUUUCCUUUUGAUUUAUGCUCAUGCCUAAAAGAAUUCACGCACUAAAAUUUGCAAAAUCAUUUUUAACACCAAAAGGUUCAAUUAUUUCAUUAUACUUCUAUAACCUAAUAUUAAGAAAAGUUCAGCUUUUAUCAAAAUUAUUGAAUACCUUAAACCAAAAAUAAAAUAUAUCAAUAGUUUGAAACUUUGCUAGGCAAAACCUUAUAACAAAUUAUGA